AUGAAUUGUGUAAAUUGUAAUACAAAAGUAGAAAAUCCAAAUGCAAUGACCUAAUGUCCUCAUUGUAAUCAUGAAAACUAAGAUUGGUAUUUUAGUUGUGAAAACAAUAUACUCCUCGUUGAUAUGAUUCUAUGUAAAGUAAGUGCUUAUCGACAUUUACUAAUAAAUAGUUAAGUAUUGAAUAUAUUUAAAUUUAAGUAUGCUCUGAUACCAGCCUCAACUAUUUUGUUCAUUACUUAUAUACUUUUAGAAUUAUUUUAUAAAUAUUAAUCAAAUAUACUACACAAAUAAGAAUAGGAAUUGAAUUUUGAAGAUGUUUAGAAAUAAACAAUAGAUAUAACAUUAACAUUAUUGUCAUAAAUUGUUACAAUAUAUAUAAUAUCAUUAAUUAUAUUUAGAAAAUUACAACACUAAUAAAUGAUUAUUGGUUUGAUUUUAUCCUAAUUUGGAAGAUUAGCAAUUAUUAUGUUUGUUAUUUGGGGUCAUUAACCAUUUUAUAAAUAAAUGGCUUCUUUGUCAAUAAUUAUGAGUGAAUGGACAACAAUAAGAUCUUUGUGUGAAUACAAGAAUGAAUGGUUAAAAAGUGGUAUUGUUAUAAUUUUAACAAUACUUCUAAGAUAUUUUUUGAAUAAUAGUAUAACAAUAUUAUGA
Molecule: messenger RNA, 651 nt
Organism: Paramecium pentaurelia
Lineage: Eukaryota; Ciliophora; Oligohymenophorea; Peniculida; Parameciidae
Source: the annotation of a GenBank genome assembly